Molecule: messenger RNA, 2344 nt
Organism: Loxodonta africana (African savanna elephant)
Lineage: Eukaryota; Metazoa; Chordata; Mammalia; Proboscidea; Elephantidae
Product: olfactory receptor 14A16-like
Exons: 1
Coding region: 1216-2163 (315 amino acids)
Biological process (GO): G protein-coupled receptor signaling pathway
Cellular component (GO): membrane
Molecular function (GO): G protein-coupled receptor activity; olfactory receptor activity; odorant binding
Source: RefSeq, a predicted model, not a curated record
GGGGAGGGAGAAAAAUUGUAACAAAUGAUACCUUUGUAAAUGCGAGAGUGAGGAAGUAGUGGACGUUGACAAACUCACUGUAUCGUCUCAGGCAAGACCACUGUCAUGGUUGUAGCGUACAGGGAGAGAGAAGAUGUUCCUUCACAGCAGCCGUUACCCUCUACUUGCUAGUAGUUAGGUGAGAAGUGACAAUCCGGACAUGGCAAAUUUUACUAAAAACCUUUCUAUUUGACAUCAACUAGAAAAGAUGCCAUCCUAGUGUGAUACUAAAGUAGGCCUUUUCCACUAUUCUGCCUAGGACCUUCUUUGUGUAAUUUUUAACCACCUUCAUAAACCUAUGCUUUUCUUUUUAUUUUAUUAUAUUUUUCAUGAAGGUCAAGAGCAAUGUUUAUCAAAUGACUUCUGGAAGCAGUCAGUAGAAAAGAGAAAGGUUGUGUUAAUCACUUUACAUGCAGAAUAUAUCCUAAACCCCGUACCUGUAAAACCAAACCUGUUGUCAUCUAGUUGAUUCUGACUCAUAACAACCCUGUAGGACACAGUAGAUCUACCCCAUAGGGUUUCCAAGGGAAGCAGGCUAUCUCAUCUUGCUCCCGUGGAGCUGGUGGGUUAGCACCAUCAACCUUUCAGUUAGCAGCAGAGCACUUAACCACUGUGCCACCAGGGCUGAAAACCCCUACGCUCGCCCAGUAAUCUCCUAAGGCGUGGGAGGUGAUAAAACAUUUCUUGCUUCCUGAACAGAUGCACUUUCUUGAAUCCUCUGCCUCUUUCUAAACUGUGUUUAAUGCCAAUCAUAUUUCAAUUUGCUCUAAUAUCACAAGAAAAAAAAAAACUACAGUUGCACAUAAAUACAUUCAUACUCAUGGCAACCCCAUUCACGUUAGGGUUGAACUAUUCUCCAUAGAAUUUUCAAUGGCUGGUUUAUUGGAAGUAGAUUAUCAAGUUUUUCUUCUGAGGUAGCUUUCGAUAUACUCAAACCACUAGCCUUUUGGGUAGCAGCCCAGCACAUUAACUUCUUCCAUUUACAAUAAGAAAACGGAGCUAUACUGUAUAAUGCUAUUUUCCUGGAACUUUUCUGAUAAACUUCACUCCAAACAGAAUCCAGCCAAGUUAAGGGCUAAGCAAAGGCGAAUAUAACCAGAAGAUCCAGGCUGCUGAGUUCAUAUCUGAGUGUAAUAAUUAUCAGUGUUGUCUUUAUUUCCACAGACAAGAAUCAGCAUGCCUGAGGAACGAGCCAACACAACCAUCAUAAUGGAAUUCUUGCUCGUGGGAUUCCCUGAUGACUGGAUGCUACAGAGAAUGUAUGCCACCCUCUUCUUCCUCAUUUACCUCACAGCACUGAUGGGGAACCUCCUCAUUAUCACCCUCACCACCACUGAUGGGCGUCUCCAUUCUCCCAUGUAUUUCUUCCUGAAGAAUUUGUCCUUGAUUGAUAUCUGCUACAUCUCUGUCACUGUCCCCAAGUCCGUCGUGAACUCUCUGACUAAGAGUCAUUCUAUCUCCUUCCUAGGAUGUGCCUCACAAAUUUUUUUUUUAAUUUUUUUUGCUGGCACAGAGUAUGCCCUCCUUAUAGUCAUGUCCUAUGACCGCUAUACUGCCAUCUGCCAUCCUUUGCACUAUGAGACCACUAUGAAUAUAGGCGCCUGUGUGCAGAUGGUGACUGCAUCGUGGCUCAGCGGGUGUGUCUAUGGAUCUAUCCAUGCAGCAGGUACAUUCUCUGUCGAUUUCUGUGGACCUAAAAUAGUGCACCAGUUCUUCUGUGACGUUCCAUCACUGCUUACACUUGCUUGUCCUGGGGAACAAAUUCUAGAAUAUGCAUUUAUAAUUGCCAGCUUUUCGUUUGCCUUUUUAUGCUUCCUUUUCAUAAUUACCUCAUAUAUUCAUGUUUUCUCAGCUGUCUUAAGGAUUUCAUCUGCUCAAGGCAAGUUCAAAACUGUCUCCACCUGCAUGCCCCACCUCACUGUGGUGAUCUUGUUCCUCUUUUCUGGCCUUGUUACACAUUUAGGUACAAACUACAAAUCUACAUCAUCACUGAAUCUGCUCAUGUCUGUAUUAUACUCUAUGUUACCUCCCAUCUUGAAUCCUGUUAUAUAUAGCCUGAGGAAUGAGGAUAUGAAGUUAGCCCUAGGCAAAUUACUGGGUGGUAAAAUGUUGCCAAAGACAUAAAUAUUCUGCUAUCUUUAAAAUAUUUGGAGUGCAUUUUCUCUUAAGUCAAAAGAAGUUUUUAAAAUGUAUUUUGACCAUCUAUACCUUUGGAACACAAAAAAAUAUCUUCAAGUUUAAAAAUUCUCCUCCAUAUUGACUUGGGACAGCCUUAUCACUUUGAGAAUAGGAGUAAGGAGAAUCC